GAUGGCGCUGUCAGCAUUGGGUUUUGUCGGAACGAUUGGAGACGAUGAUGAAAUUCACAUUGUUUCAGAAGAAUCGGAUAGUGAUGACGAGGCUGUCAAACCUAAAAAGAAGAGACAGAAAAAAAACACAGAAUUUGCCAGUGGCUUUGAGUUCACUGAAAAAACUGUUGAUGAUGGAGCCCUAUGGAAUAUUGAUAUGUAUUUACGAAAGAAAAAACUAAGCUCAUUUUCAACAUUGGAUGAAAAAAUUGCACGUUUGAGGAAAGAAAAGAAGAAAGAAAAAUUAACUGAGAAAACAUAUUCGAAAAAAGAUAAUAAUAAGGUGCAGUUAGAGGAAAAUAAAGAGGAAAUGGAAAAAAAUGAAGAAAGUGAGGAGAAAGAAGAUGGAGAGGAAAAUGAGGAUGAAGAUAGUGAUACAGAGAGUGAUCUUGAAAGUUUAUCAGAUGAUGAACUCAUAGCUGAUACUUUACUCCUCAAGAAACAACAUGAAAAAACAUUGGAACGAGAGAAAAAGAAAAGAAAAGGAAAAGAUAAAGUGAAAUCAAUGAAUUCAGAUUCCAAUCAAUUAACUUUCCAAGAUGCCCCGCCAUUGGACGAAAAUACAAGUUUUCAGGAUAUGAAUCUUUCUAGACCACUUUUGAAGGCUAUUAAUGCUAUGAAUUUUGUUCACCCAACCCCGAUCCAAGUUGCGACUAUUCCAGUUGCUUUGUUGGGAAAAGAUAUCUGUGCUUGUGCUGCUACAGGAACAGGUAAAACUGCUGCGUUCAUGUUGCCUGUGCUUGAAAGAUUGCUGUAUAAACCUAAACAAGCUGCAGUCACUCGUGUGUUAGUUUUGGUGCCCACCCGAGAACUGGGAAUUCAGGUACAUUCCGUCACUAGACAGCUUGCCCAGUUUACUGAGAUUGAUUCAUGUCUGGCAGUCGGGGGUUUGGAUGUGAAACUUCAAGAAGCAGUUCUUCGCCAGGGUCCUGAUAUCGUUAUAGCAACUCCUGGUCGACUCAUAGAUCAUCUACAUAAUGCUCCAUCAUUUAGUCUGAGUAAUAUUGAGAUUCUUAUAUUGGAUGAAGCUGAUAGAAUGUUGGAUGAAUAUUUUGAGGAGCAGAUGAAAGAGAUCAUACGAAUGUGUUCCAUUACGAGACAAACAAUGCUGUUUUCAGCUACCAUGACAGAUGAAGUCAAAGACCUUGUGGCUGUUUCUCUCAAGAAUCCUGUCAGAUUGUUUAUCAACGAAAAUACUGAUGUAGCUUAUAAUCUGAGACAAGAAUUCAUCAGAAUACGAGAGAACAGAGAAGGUGACAGGGAGGCCAUUGCAGCAGCUUUAUGUAGCAGAACAUUCCAUGAUCAUGUGAUCGUAUUUGUACAGACGAAAAAACAAUGUCAUCGCCUUCACAUUAUUCUUGGAAUGCUUGGACUUAAUGUUGGUGAAUUGCAUGGUAACCUAUCACAAACGCAGCGUUUAGAAACAUUGAGACGAUUCAAGGAAUCAAAUAUCGAUAUCAUGCUAGCGACUGAUUUGGCUGCACGUGGUUUGGAUAUUGAAGGUAUUAAAACUAUUAUUAAUUUCACCAUGCCGAACACAGUCAAGCACUAUGUACACAGGGUAGGAAGAACAGCUAGGGCUGGCAAAAGUGGAAGGUCAGUGUCUUUAUGCGGGGAGAAAGAAAGAAAGAUGCUGAAAGAGAUUGUAAAGAGAGCUAGAAACCCUGUAAAAAGUCGUGUUGUGCCUCCAGACAUUGUUGCUAAGUACCGUGACAAAAUAGAAAAAAUGGAGACUGAUAUUGAGAAGAUUAUAAAGUUAGAAGAAGAGGAAAAAGAAUUGAGGAUUUCUGAAUUACAAGUGAAUAAAGCAAAAGCCAUCAUAGAGCAUCAUGAUGAAAUCUACAGUCGGCCAAAAAGAAGCUGGUUUCAAUCACAUAUGGAGAGAAUGGCAGAAAAAGAAAAACUAACACUUGGCAAGACCAAUGUCAAACCCAGCAACAAGAGCAAGAAACAACAUAAAAAACCUGAAACACCGGAAGAGCGAGUUCAAUUUGAAGUGAUGAAGGCACAAGAAUAUGCUAUCAGAGAAGCUAAAAGAGCUGGUAAAGCCAAAAGAAUGACAGUGUUUGAUGAUAAUAUGCCAGAUACAACAGCUAAAGUAUCAAAGAAGAAAGUGAAAUCAGUGCACACUUCAUUUGAAAAAGAACUCACUAAUACAAGUAGACGAGCAGUCAAAGGUUUCAGACACAGACCAUCUUCAUAUGAAGAAAGAAAAAAGAAGAGUAAAGGAGGAAAAUUCAAGUCAAAGAAGAAAUUCAAAAGAAGAUAAUUAUAUGAUGAAUUGUCUUUAUUGUGAAUAUUUCUCAAUUAUAUGGUAAAAUAAAGUUGAUAUAAUUUUAUUCAGAAGACUGUUAAAAACAAAACAAAUAAAUGAGAAAUGACAUUGCCCAUG
Saccoglossus kowalevskii is the source of this 2431-nucleotide messenger RNA. RefSeq names its product putative ATP-dependent RNA helicase DDX27. The record is from RefSeq and is a predicted model, not a curated record. Gene Ontology annotation, molecular function: nucleic acid binding; ATP binding; RNA helicase activity. Gene Ontology annotation, cellular component: cytosol. Lineage: Eukaryota; Metazoa; Hemichordata; Enteropneusta; Harrimaniidae.